GCGGAGUAGCAGGCCGAUCAUACAGUCGAAGGGACAGAGUUGCUUCUUGCAACAAUACUUCCCGCUCGGUCAGAGCUGUACUUCAUCACGCCGGCCGCAACCUUUCGGAAGUCGGAAGUGAACGUUUGAACGUUUGAACGCGCGAGGGCAUGGACGAUAUGAGCGACGCUGAAAUGGUCGUUUUGUCCGGUUGCAUUUCGAAUGCACGACUUGGACAAAGCCUGCUUUUUGCGAGCUGCAGUUUAUUCCUGUUUGAUUACGUCUUAACCGUCUCUGAGGAGGUCGAAUUCUUAUGGUGGCCGAAGCGUCUGACAUUGAGCUCUAUCGCGUUUAUGAUUGCUCGUUAUUUUGCGAUGACCAGCACGAUUAUCACUCUCCUACCUCAUGUCUCUCUUCGAGUAGAUGGCAUCAAUACUAUUCUCCGUUUGGUCGCAAUCGUUGCUUCAGAAUUCAUUGUAGCAGUCAGGACAUGGGCGAUAUGGGGAAGAGAUAAGAGAAUUCUCUGGACACUAGUUACCCUCUCAGUGUCUGCUGUUAUACCUGCCGCCGUCAUAGUGGCUUUCAGUGUCAAGACUAACCACGUUGAAGCUGUCAUAUCUCCCGCCUGGAUAGAUGUUUGCAGCGUAGUGAUCGGGGAUGUCAAGAACGGAUACGUCGUGCCCUAUGUUCUGACGAUCAUCUACGAAAUAGCUACUUUAUCUUUUUCUCUGAUCAGGAUCACUAAAUGGCGUAAAACCAUACCAAAGUCUGUAAGAGCACCGUUGAUUGAUACACUUUGGCAGGAUGGUGUAAUGUAUUUCUCUUUCAUGCUGGUUUUAGGGUUCAUGAACAUUGGCCUUGUAACACAAUCCGAGGCCAAUCAACUGCGGAAAGGAGGAGCGCAUCUACAAGCUGUUCUGCACAGCAUGCUGUCUACACGUUUAGUUCUGCAUCUUGCAGAUCCACACAACCCAAGAGAUAUCACCGCUGCUGGAUGCUCUGUAUACUACACAAAUGCGGAGAUCGAGUUCACUUCUCAGAUAUCCAUCUCGGAUGACUCGGCACGUUUACCUAUGAGGAGAUCCAGAGGAGAAGACAACGAACAUGGAUGAAGCUUGUUGCUUACCUGCUCGUCUCGGGAACAAGGGAGACAAGACGCACAUAUCCGCCGUUGAGGAAAGCAGGGCGUGUCCUCAGCUACCUAGCUGUGGGUGUCGGGGGCUCCUUAAGGAGGGCCAGAAGGAAGAGAUAUGGGGCCGCUGGAUACACCGAAGUAGUUUUUUACUUUACGGGUUACCAUAACUUUGUACAGGUAUCCCUCCACCGACCGUCCGCCUUCCGCUUAGCUUUAUCAAUCACAACUAUCACAACUGUCACUUUCUUUCAUAUGAAACUGCAGCUCAACAACUGAUUGUAUCUGUAUCUUCCUCAAAUGAGCCAGAUGAGUACGUCUUUAUACAGACUAAGGUUGCAGAUCGUUUC
Marasmius oreades (fairy-ring Marasmius) is the source of this 1461-nucleotide messenger RNA. RefSeq lists its product as uncharacterized. The transcript is spliced from 16 exons. The coding region runs from base 150 to 1091 and encodes 313 amino acids. Lineage: Eukaryota; Fungi; Basidiomycota; Agaricomycetes; Agaricales; Marasmiaceae. The record is from RefSeq and is a predicted model, not a curated record.